AUGACUAUUAAUCCGUCUCGUAGUAAGGAACCAAAUUAUAUUAUACAGCAAGGUUCAACCAGUAUUGAACCUUUUGAUAUUGGAGAUAGUUCCACUGACAAGGUAAACAUUAAAAUCACUGAUGAUGUGCCUAUUACUACCUGUAAUUCUGUAUCAUCCCUUCCUUCUACAGAAAAGUCAGUGUCCUUGAACGAGACAAAUAAUACAGUAUGGUCCAAUGCUAAGGCCAUUUUAUUCAAAUACUUAAAAUUUGUGGGUCCUGGUAUCAUGGUUUCUGUUGCAUAUAUUGAUCCCGGUAAUUAUUCUACGGCAGUAAGUUCAGGUGCUGCUCAUGAAUUCUCUUUGCUUUGUAUCGUCCUUUUAUCCAAUUUUAUCGCCAUAUUCUUACAAUGUCUCUGUAUUAAAUUAGGCUCUAUCACCGGAAAAGACUUAUCUAGAUGUUGUAGAGCUUAUUUACCUAAAUGGAUGAAUUGGAUAAUAUAUUUUUUUGCUGAAGCUGCCAUCAUAUCUACGGAUAUAGCAGAAGUUAUUGGUACUGCCAUUGCUCUAAAUAUUCUUAUUAAAGUCCCACUUCCUGCAGGUGUUGCUAUCACCUGUGUUGAUGUAUUAACUGUAAUGAUCGGUUACAGACCCGGAUCUUCGUCUAUGAGAAUGGUUAAGAUGUUUGAGUAUGCUGUGGCUGUCCUGGUUUUUGGUGUAUUUAUAUGUUUUGCCAUUGAAUUAGCAUAUAUUCCAAAAAACACAUCUGUAGCUCAUGUAUUUAGAGGGUUUAUACCGUCAAAACAAAUGUUUCAAAAUAAUGGGAUGUAUGAUGCCAUUUCUAUCCUUGGUGCUACCGUGAUGCCACAUUCUCUAUUUUUGGGCUCAGCUCUAGUUCAACCAAGAUUAUUAGAAUAUGACAUCAAUCAUAAAAACUAUUCAGUGUUAAGAGAUGAUGAAACAGAUAUUAAAAAUAAGGAAAUCGUCAUGGAGGAAAGAUAUUUCAAUUAUAGACCAACUAUGGAUUCAAUUAAAUAUUGUAUGAAGUAUUCUAUGGUUGAAUUAACUUUAACAUUAUUCACUGUAGCACUUUUUGUCAAUUGUGCAAUCUUAGUCAUAUCUGGAGCCACUCUAUUCAAUACACCAAAUGCCAGUGAUGCUGAUUUAUAUGGCAUUCACGAUUUGUUAUCACGUAAUUUGGCACCAACAGCAGGCACAAUUUUCAUGCUAGCUUUAUUGUUAAGUGGCCAAUCUGCAGGAAUUGUUUGUACCAUGGCGGGGCAAAUCGUCUGUGAGGGACAUGUUAAUUGGAAAUUAUUACCAUGGCAACGGAGAUUGGUAUCUAGAUGCAUUUCUGUAAUACCUUGCCUAGUAAUCUCUAUAUGUUUGGGCAAAACUGCGCUAAAUAAAGCAUUAAAUGCUUCCCAGGUGGUACUGUCAAUAGUGUUACCAUUUUUAGUGGCUCCAUUGAUAUAUUUUACAUGUUCUAAAAGGAUAAUGACAACGGAGAUCACACGGAUAGAUAAAAAAGUUGAAACAGAUGUAAGUAAUAGUAUUAGUAAUGAAGAUAAUACUGAUUUAAAGCAAGACUUAGAGUCUAUCGAACCAAACUCUGAGGAUUCUGAUGAAACCAGGAACGUUGAAACGGUCAGUAUGGCUAAUAAUUGGAUAACUGCAAUUAUAGCGAUUAUCGUUUGGUUAUUUUUAUCAUUAUUAAAUUGUUAUGCUAUCGUAGAGUUAGGUAUCACACACGGAAGUGAUGUGUGA
Messenger RNA from Arxiozyma heterogenica, 1746 nucleotides. RefSeq names its product divalent metal ion transporter SMF1 (gene SMF1). NCBI's taxonomy places the organism in Eukaryota, Fungi, Ascomycota, Saccharomycetes, Saccharomycetales, Saccharomycetaceae. The record is from RefSeq and is a predicted model, not a curated record. Gene Ontology annotation, molecular function: manganese ion transmembrane transporter activity; cadmium ion transmembrane transporter activity. The transcript has a single exon. Gene Ontology annotation, cellular component: plasma membrane. Bases 1 to 1746 code for a protein of 581 amino acids. Gene Ontology annotation, biological process: intracellular manganese ion homeostasis; iron ion transport.